AUGAAGCCCUUACGCGCAAAGAUCAUAACGAAUCGAGAUUUCAAAUUAGCUCCGGGAGAGCAGUUCACCCCAGAGGAAGAAAAACCGAAUCCGAAUCAACAAUUGAGAAAGCUGCAAAAGCAAGGAGGGCGAAAGAUUAUUAUGAACAUAGAAUUGCAGUACAUGAAUCAUGAGUUUGAUGUUGAAUGGCGCACGGCGCCCCAUCUGACAAAUCCAUUGGACGACUGCCUUUUAUCUCUUUCCCUUCUCUUGGGCGAGCUUUCUCAAGCCAACCUCCAGGUUAGGAAGACGAAUGGUUGA
Messenger RNA from Striga asiatica, 300 nucleotides. The record is from the annotation of a GenBank genome assembly. NCBI's taxonomy places the organism in Eukaryota, Viridiplantae, Streptophyta, Magnoliopsida, Lamiales, Orobanchaceae.